Molecule: messenger RNA, 1349 nt
Organism: Branchiostoma floridae (Florida lancelet)
Lineage: Eukaryota; Metazoa; Chordata; Leptocardii; Amphioxiformes; Branchiostomatidae
Exons: 2
Coding region: 22-1146 (374 amino acids)
Source: RefSeq, a predicted model, not a curated record
GUGUCUGUUUACCUUCCCAUCAUGCAAUGCGGUUGUGAAAUAUAUUAUCGCUCGAGGCUUGACGUAAUCAUUUGUAAAAUGGCUGGACUUGAUGCAGGACCUUCCCUGGGAGCUGCGAUAAACACGUUGUUUACAGUCGAACCGAAGCUUCUGGAGGAUAAUCCUGAGGUUUUGCUUUGCUGCCUGGACACGUGCAGAGUCCCGCUGCGGUUUUCGGGCGUUUCGUGUCUGGAAAUAGUCACGAGACGCUGCCACAUUGCGGUACCGGGCGAUCCACCGAACGUCCGGCGGUUGUGCCUGAUGCCUGACCGGAACGCUGACACGAUGUUUGCCGGUGUGCCUUCCCCGGUAAAACUACGCAUCAAAUCGAGUUCAACCAUCAAAUUCAACUUAUCUCGAGAUGCCAACAAGGAGGAGGCACAAGGGACACUACUCUGGGAGUUUGAGAUGCUGCCAACAAACAGGACAGCUUUGAAGCUUCCACUUAUCACAGCAGACAUCCCAGACCUACCAGAUGAUGUGGACCUUCAACCUGUCGACCCCAGUCUGCUGCAUCCGGACCUGUGUAAUUGCCAGAAAUCUACACAGUCACCUACCGUCAUUGUUGACAUGGAGCCAGACAUGCAGUCCGACCCUCUUUCAGGUGCAUUGCAGGACAUUCAAUUGUCUGAGGAAGAAUCUGAUGGCUCAGAUGAAAACGAAGACUCUGGCGGAGACACGGACACUGAGGAACAGGACGGUCAAACUCAAAGUGGACAGAUAUUUCGUGUUGCAGGGUGUACAUGGCAGACGUAUUACCAAGACGCACUAGAUGCAUGUUCUACUUUGCGACAGGAGGGUAAAGAAGUAGAAACCCGUGCAGUGUUUGAGACGGACAAUUUACAUGACAAAAAUGCUAUUAAGUUUGAAGUUUUUGUUAAUGACUCCUGGCAGAUAGUGGGCCACUGUCCAGGUCCUAAAAUUCCCAAGCUGACCAGGGCGAUGAAGAAGGGCGAUGUGACUGAUAUUACCUUGCACAGAUUAAGACUUGAGUAUUGCCCUCCUGCUCAGAAGAACCUGUACAAAGCUUAUGUGAAGAUCGUAAAGAAAGGUAGCUGGGAGAAGGAUAGUGUAAACUAUAAGUACAAUUCAGUUAUUUCAACAUAGAAACCAGGCUUUUAGCCAGGCAGGCGUACACUUACUUGGAAACUAUAUUCAAAUUCCUUUGUAUUCUCUAUGUCUUAUCAAAUUUGUUUGACUAGAAGUACCAGUUACCAGAGCAUUUUGUCUCCAUAUUUUUUGUGCCAAUUAUCAAGAUGGCAAGACCCUGCUCACCAAGACAUGAAAUGUUUGAAUCAAAACAAUGCAAC